Debaryomyces hansenii CBS767 is the source of this 687-nucleotide messenger RNA. RefSeq names its product Cwh8p (gene CWH8). Gene Ontology annotation, molecular function: dolichyldiphosphatase activity. The transcript has a single exon. Gene Ontology annotation, biological process: protein N-linked glycosylation; lipid biosynthetic process. The record is from RefSeq and is a predicted model, not a curated record. Gene Ontology annotation, cellular component: endoplasmic reticulum membrane; intracellular membrane-bounded organelle. NCBI's taxonomy places the organism in Eukaryota, Fungi, Ascomycota, Pichiomycetes, Serinales, Debaryomycetaceae. Bases 1 to 687 code for a protein of 228 amino acids.
AUGGAAUCUUCUACUUCUUUAGUGGUGGAAUAUAACCCAAUACCGUUUGAUCAUACCUACAUCCUAUACGAUCCAAAUGAUUUAAUAUCAAUGGCAUCGGUUCACAUGUCACUUUUACCAAUAUAUAUUAUGGUAUUUUAUACAGCUUGGUUCUUGAUCACCCGAGAGAUUGAACCUGUCGUAAUAGUCGGCGGACAUUUAAUUGGUGAAGUUGCAAAUAAAGUCAUUAAAAAGCUUAUUAAACAGCCAAGGCCAGAUUUUCAUAAAGAUUUCGGAAGUGGCUCUUAUAGUUUAUCGUUUGGUAUGCCAUCUGCACAUUCUCAAUUCAUGGGAUUGUUUGGAGCGUAUUUUGUAUGCAUAUUCUUGUUCAGAAUGUCUCAUUUAACACGAUUACAGAGAUGGCUUGGGUGCUUCGUUUUGGUGGUAUCUUCCACUGCAGUUGCGUUUUCAAGGGUUUAUUUAUUGUAUCAUACUAUUCAGCAGGUCGCUGUGGGAAUUAUGUUCGGCACUUUCCUAGGCAUUUUCUAUUUCAUUUUAACCUCUAUCGCCAGAGAUAUUGGUUUGGUAGAUUGGGUAUUAAAUUGGCCUAUUGUUAAGUAUUUUUACGUUAAAGAUUCAUAUUUCCACUGCUACCAAACAUUUGAAGACGAAUAUGUUUCAAAUUUACAACGUAAAAAUACUCGUUAA